GUAAACAUGUCACACAUCCAGUACCUCGACGAGCUGGUGAAGGAAUAUUUAUUAUUUAGGGGAUUUAGUCACACUCUCAGGUCACUCGACAAUGAACUGAAGAUUGACAAAGACAAAGGAUUCCGGAGGAUGAAGACCGUCUCCAAGAGUUCAUCUGUCAACGUGGACUAGUUGGAAUGACGUGCAAAUGUUCAAAAUGUGGCAGAGAACUGACAGUGAAGAAGAAAUAUGUGCUUCAGUGUAAAAACCAAUAAAUGUAAAAUUACAGAAUGCCGCUUAAAGAAAGUUGCCUUCAUUGAUAGCUAUCAAAGUGGAUCGACUGGUUGACCAAGUGCUGAGUAGCAUCCAAACAUAUGACCUAAUAGGACUUCGUGAGUUGUGGGCACAUUUAGACAGAAGAAUCUUUGCCCGUCUCCCUCAUACACUAUUGCCUUGUGUGCGGAAGCUGGAGACAAGUAUCCUGCGGCUCUAUGUUAUCAACACAAUCCAGACCAACAAACCAGACAAACUGGUUGAGUUUUUUGAGAAGAUGGCACCAGACCUACAGAGUCAGUCAGAGUGGAGAGAAUGGUUCAUUCUGCCAUAUCUGAAAGGGGUGGAAGAAAACCCAUCAUUCGCAAUGUAUUUUACACGACAAUGGCAAGACACGCUCUUGGUAUCCCUUCAUAAUUUCUUGGCAGUUGUCUUCCAGAGUAUUGAAUUGCCAACUUUAGCUAGCUACCGUGAUGAAGCCUCCAAGAUUGCCAGACUUCAGGAAGAGAAUGAACUUUUGCGAGUGCGUCUGGCAGCACUUACCACAUCAGACCAGCCAACCCUUGAACUUCUGACUAUCCCAGACCCUCCACCUCCACAGCACCUUAUGGAUGACUUCUAUAAUAUUGCACAGGAAGCUCCAUCAUCAGACAAUCAGCUGAAAUCUCUAAAGACAAUCCUCUUUGGCUUGGGAGGGGGUCUACCCACAUCUCCAAUUCUAGGUCGUCGGGGGGCAGGCGGGGCUGUCACAGCAUCCCCACAACCCAGCCCCUCGGCUGGUCCCGCAACACCAUCUAGCAACCAAGGUCCUUCCUCUUCAUCAGGUCAUCCAGUGGUGAGAAGAACUUCCUCACAAGCCCCAGCAGAGGAAAAGAAGAGGAUGCGGUCAUCAAGUGUUGCAAGCAUGUCCUCUAGUCGUAAUAGCGGUGAACACAUUCCCGUCAAAAGACUGGUCCAGUCAACAGUCUCAUCUACGCGACCCUCUCGCUCUCCAACAAAGAUCAGACCACAGGACGAAUCUACCUCAUCGACGAAGACUGAUAUAACCAGUGACAAAGGAUCAUUUUUAUUGCUUGGUCAGGAGGGGUAUUAUGAACAUCGCGCUGUUGUGACACACGCCGUAUUUAACCCUUCGGGGACCCUGGUGGCCUCGGCAGACAUUGAUGGCGUGGUAAAACUCUGGUCACCCUCCCCUUUUCCUAAAACCCACUGUGGUGUAGUGGUCAAGAGUGCUGUAACUGCUGUGGAGUGGCUGCCUCGGGGUGAACGAUUCCUGCUCAUCGCCACAAAAGCAGCUACUUUGCGUCUGUUUGACACUAGAGAUAAAAAGACUGUUUGGGAAAUUGGGCCUGACACAUGUCCAGUUCUUAAGGACCAAAGAAUAAUGGGAGUAAGGAUGAGUCCGGGUGAGGGUAAUGCGGUGGUGAGUGUUGCCCCUCGUGUGCGACCCCAGGGCACGUCAACACCCCCAGCACAGCCGGCUCUGCAUACAAUUGACAUGAAAAGCCUCAAGGUGGAGAGCUCAUACAGGAUAGAAGGGGGUGUAGUCAAUGGUUGUAUCAUGAAUCACAAUGGUGGUCUACUUGUGUGUGGCUGUAAUGAUGGUUCGAUGAGGAUCAUUGACCUCCGUUGCCCUGAUGUGAUUGCUUCUUGGCCUGCACACCAGGGGGAGGUGUUUACUGUUCGACUUUCACCUCAAGAGAAUAAUAUCUACACUAUUGGGAGUGAUAAUAGAUUUGCUUGUUGGAGCAUGGCCCAGACUGGUGCGCGGGUAAUGGAUCAUGUCCUCCAUGAGCGAGCUGCUGGACCUUUCCUGGUGGGUGUUGGAGGAGUGGCUGGCUCAGGUCGUAGUGUACUUCUCCGUCCAUAUGGUCCGCUGUUUGCACUGCAUCAGGAUGGAGAACAUGUACUAACUUGUUCAUCCACUGGACCCAUAGUAUAUAAGGUUGGUGAAAGCAGCCUAGAGCAGGCACUGGUCGUGGGAGGUCACAAGUCACCAAUAGUAACAGUGGACUGGUGUAAUGCCCUCCAAUGUGGAACCUCGGUGGCAGCUGCACUUGACGGUUCUGUCACAGUCGCCACGUUAAUGCAUCAAUGAAGAUUAAAUUUGAUAAAUAAUAGGAACCACAUACAAAUGCUUCCUGUGUAAAGGCACACACACACACACACACAUGGGUGUUAACAAACUUCACACAAGUGAUGCAUACAAAAACUCUAAAAGGCUGCUCACUCUAUUGUGCAGUACACACACGAACCCUUACAAAUGCACAAUAGUUAUUCUUGAAACACACAUUCAUGCUUGCAAGUAAUUCAUGUUACAAAAAUGUUAAUCCACAUCAACUACUGUAAACUGAUUUCAGUACAAGUCAAUAGACAUUAAUUUUUGUAUUAUUGCAGUAGUUUUAUAAAUGGUUACAUCUAAUAGGGAAGAGGAAGCCAUCAGAAAUUUAAUCAAAGAAUGAAAUAUUUAUCUGUAAGUGUUUGUACUUUGUUACAAUGUUCACUUUAUAUAAGCUUCAAGAAUGUGUCAAGCUUUACUACAUUUCUACAAAACUGCUACAAAGUUUGCAGACCUGCAUUGAUUGACUGUGUUACAAAGAGUUGGUAGCUGCAACACAGGAUUGGGAAGGGCACUUUUGUUUCAUAAUAUCACUGUUUAUGGAGUAGGCAGAGUUGAUGAAAUUUUGAAUCUUUGAUACUGUCUGAAGGUAAGUUUAUUCCUAAUAGCGCUGAACAAUUUAUGGAUUGGGUAAGUAAUACAUGGUACUUAAUAGUGUGGGAAGGUACUUUUGAAGGUGCUAUAGCAUUUGUAAACAGUUCAUAAUUUGCCACUGGUGUAUAGCAAGAAACAGAAUAUCACAUGUAUCAAUACAUUAACUCAGCACCUCAAAUCCUGUCUAUUUGUAUAAAAUUUUGUAAAUAAUUAUUGCUAUGAAUAUUUGUUUUCCAUGGUAGAUUACUGAAGAUAAAUUUGUAAAUAUUGAUUUCUAGGCUACCUGAGAUAUUUAGUAUAUAUUUAUAAUUAUUAAGUACAUAAUUAUUUAUACAGUAUAUAAAUGCAUAUUAAGCACUUUCUUUUCAUUUAAAAUGCUAUGGGUGUAGCAUAACUUCGCAUCUGCAUCCAGACAUACAAAAUAUUGGUCGACUGUUAUAAUCUUGAUAUUUGACUGACUUGUGUACUGCCACUAUACUCCAUCCUUUACUUGAACAGAACAUGCAACUUUUUUUUGUGAUAUAUACAAGAUAUUCAAUGUGUUACUCACAUAUCGAUCUCAGUUUAUCAAUAAUUCUGUAAGAAAAUGUAUGUCUGGUAUGGAGAAAAAAAUUCACGUGUUGAUCAUCUGCAUACAGUAUUUUGAAGAAAUGUUUGUUAACAUUAUUCCCUGUAAAGAUUAUGGCCAAUAAAAUGAUAAGCUCCGA
Molecule: messenger RNA, 3672 nt
Organism: Homarus americanus (American lobster)
Lineage: Eukaryota; Metazoa; Arthropoda; Malacostraca; Decapoda; Nephropidae
Product: WD repeat-containing protein 91-like
Exons: 15
Coding region: 530-2350 (606 amino acids)
Biological process (GO): early endosome to late endosome transport
Cellular component (GO): extrinsic component of endosome membrane; early endosome membrane; late endosome membrane
Molecular function (GO): phosphatidylinositol 3-kinase regulator activity; protein binding
Source: RefSeq, a predicted model, not a curated record